CUACGGUUAGAAAAAUAGUAGUGAAGUUUCAACUCGCAUAGGUUUUUGCAGUGUGUGAUGAAGAUAAAAAAGUAUUUAAGCAGAGAGGACUUUAAAGUUGCAGUGUUACUGUUGUUCGGUUACAAGCCCUCAAAGGUGGAGGUGGAUGCAGUAAUGUUUUCUGUGAAACCAGAAAAUUCAGGUAUAUUAUUUGAAAAGUUUUUAGAUCUCAUGAGUGCAAGGAAAGCUGCACAACUAUACAACAGUAAAACAAGGCAAAUAUUCACAGCUUUUGAUGUGCAAAGUAGAGGAUCUUUGACUUUUGAAGACUUCAGGAAAACCUUCAAUUCUGUUUCUCCGAAAAUAUCUGGAAGAGUCGUACCUGCAGCCUUCAGAAAUUUGCAUGUUCGUUUGGCUACUCCAGAAAGAAAUUGCACAAUAGUGUUGAGUAAUACACAUUUCCAUAGGAUUGCACAGGUCAAAUCUGCCUGGAACUCUUCAGAACAGUAAUUUGGAAUGAGAGUCCUUCUAAAUUCUCGUUUAGAUACACAUCCCUUUUGGAUGUUUCUUGUAACUCUCAGUGUGUAUCUUGAACUUCAUGUAGGGAAACAGAACUAAGACUUUUGCCUUAAAUUGUACAAUUGGGUUAAAACUGUAUGAAAAGAAAGCCAGAGGAAAUAUUUGGUGCAUAGGUAUUUGUCAGAUGAAUCAAUGUACUUGUUCCUAUCUUACCUCUACAGCAACUCUAACACUCAAAAUCAUGGUAUGGCUAAAAAGAGAUGUACCUGAUACAUAAAGCAAAAAUUUAUUGUUAAUAAAUUGAAAUCUUAGCAAUCUAGUCGAAGAAUAAUUAUUAGUACAAAUCUAAUAUUUACAGAAAAAUAAAACUAAAGAAGACUGUAUUAGAAAAAAAAUCUCAGUAAUAAUACAGUUAAAUACAUCAAACACAUUUCCUAACAUCUACUCCUUUUUGGCAUUAUUCCAAGUCUUUCACUGCCCCUUUUGGUUCUGUGGUGACAGGUUUAAGGUGGGCAGGGUAGGGUGAAUUGCCAUUAUUCUGACUUCAAAAUGAGUAACAUAUUUCUCAUGAAGGUGAUUUCUCCUCGCUCACUCCAUCAUGUGCUUAGGGUCAUUUUAAUGUGUCUGCUGACACACUUUUACACCUUCCUCUUUUUGCAUUGGUCUGCAAACCCAUGUUGUAUCCAAAUUUAUUAUAUAUGGCACAUACUACAUAUUUUAGAUACUUCUUUGCUCUCUUCUGUAAAGCUGUUUUGGGAUAGCUCCUGUGUCUGCGUUUCUUUAACUGACACUUGGUGAGUUGUUUAUAGUCUUGGUCCUCCAGUGUUAGCCUGUGCCCUGCAUUUUAAUACCCUAGGCCUAUAUUCUUCUGCUCUAUAUGCUGUCUUACUUCUGAAGGUCUCUGCUAUCAAGCCAGGUCUGUAUUUCUCAACAGUACAUCAUUAUCUUGAACUCAUAAAUAUUUCAUUUUACAUAGAAGAAAUUCUUGUUACUACUGUCUAUAUAAAACUGUGCUUAUACUGUAUAAACAUAAGAAGAACAAAUUAGGCCUAGCCACCUGAUUCUUAAAAGAACUGAUGUUAGAGAUAAAGCAACUAAAAAGCUCCAGGCAGGUCAAGCAAGCUCAGACCAAGUCUGACAAGUUUUAGUCCUCAGGCCUUGCACACUCAGUACAGAGUUUGUGAUCUGUUACUGUACUGUAUUUGCUGGAACACAGAGCUAUGAAAUACACAGUUAAUACGUUUGUUUUACUUUAACACUGCAUAUUCUUUUAUUAAUGUAUAAAGAUGAAUUGGUAAUAGCAUUUCAGGAGGGGGUGGUAUUAAGUGCUCUGUUUUAUAAAAGAAAAAAAAAUCGGCAUUGUUUCUGAGUACAGUAAGUGGGCAUUUUUAUUUUUUACUUUUAAUUCCAUGGGAAUAAGACCAAAUAUAUUCUCAUCUCUUCCUGAUAAAACAGUUUUAGUGUA
This is a messenger RNA of Oxyura jamaicensis (ruddy duck), 1963 nucleotides long. It is a transcript of the gene EFCAB11, whose product is annotated as EF-hand calcium binding domain 11. Gene Ontology annotation, molecular function: calcium ion binding. Lineage: Eukaryota; Metazoa; Chordata; Aves; Anseriformes; Anatidae. The coding region runs from base 58 to 489 and encodes 143 amino acids. The record is from RefSeq and is a predicted model, not a curated record. The transcript has 6 exons.